Molecule: messenger RNA, 6316 nt
Organism: Podarcis lilfordi (Lilford's wall lizard)
Lineage: Eukaryota; Metazoa; Chordata; Lepidosauria; Squamata; Lacertidae
Source: the annotation of a GenBank genome assembly
AUGCUGGCGCCGACGCUGCUCCUGCUCCUGGCCGCCGGCUCCGCGGUGCUGGCCGAGCCCCUCAAGUUCGUGGACUGCGGUGAGUCGCCCGACGAGUCCUUCCCCCGCCAAGGCGCUCUUGCCUUCCCUUCCGCCCCUUUAAAACGCGGCGUCUAACACUUCGAUUGCCUUCCGUAGUGACUUGACAGGCUUGUCCGCGUCUCUGGGCGGCGCUUCCUGCUUUGCAAAACAUGCCCUUCCGCAGCUCUUCCAGAGGGGCGAAUUCGCCUCCGGCGGGUCGCACGCUGCUGCUGCUUUUGCAUUGCAUUCUCUGCCCGCCAAGCCGUGGGGAAGGUAGAGAGGUGGGUGUUGGUGGGACGUCCUGCUUCUGUCAGGUUAGACAGCUGUCGCCAAGGAGCAGCGAUGCCACGUUCAGGAGGGCGGAAGUCUGGCAGUGCACUGUCUCGCCAGGGUGGUACAUGCACUGCUUUUCUCCUGCUUAGACUGCUGCAAUGCACUCUACGUGGGGCUACCUUUGAAGGUGACUCGGAAACGACACCAGAAUGCAGCAGCUGGAUUGGUGACUGGGAGCUGCCGUAGAGACCAUUUAACCUAAAGGAUCUUCACUGGUUCCCAGUACGUUUCUGAGCACAGUUCAAAGUGUUGGUGCUGACCUUUAAAGCCCUAAACAGCCUUGGCCCUGUAUACCUAAAGGAGCGUCUCCACCCACAUUGUUCAGCCCAGACAGAGGGCCACCUCUGCAGGCCUUCUGAUGAUUCUUUCACUGAGAGAAGUUUCAGGGAACCAGGCAGAGGGCCUUCUUGGUAGUGGCACCUUCCCAUCAGAUGUCAAGGAAAUAAUUAUCUGACUUUAAGAAGACAUCUGAAGGCAGCCCUGUACCAGGAAGUUUUUAAUAUUUGAUGUUUUAUUAUGUUUUUAUAUGUGUUGGGAGCUGCCUAGAGUGGCUGGGGCAACUCACCAGAUGGGUAGAAUAAUAAUAAUAAUAAUAAUAAUCAGGGAGCCCAGUCUGGAGAAAAAGAGUGCUCUGUCAGAGGAAAACUUAUCUCUCCCAACAGGUUUAUAUAUCUGCUGCUGCUGCAUUUUCCUCCUCCUACAACAGGAGCCCAUCCCACACAUUGCCUACUCUUUCCCUUCUUCCAGAAGGACAAUUUCAUAGGUGGUGCUGAGGGCUCCUUUGAGUCUGGAAUGUUCCACUUUUGAUCAUGUUGUUCUGCAUAACAAUCAGCCCAGCCUACACAUUGCUUUGGUCACACAGACUGCUUGAAACAGUCUGUAUACCAUGGCUUGUUGUGCCUGCUACAGGAUCAGCUGCUGGAAGCCGGUGCCAGCUUCUGGAAGGUAUGGAGAGAGGAGGGAAUGACCAUAUGUCAGAAGGCUAGCCAGUGUCACAUGGAAGCUGAGUGGCAUAGGCUGUUCUUUGUUUGAGGGCAAAUAAAAAUCCACCUAGCAACCACCAGUUCCAUUUUGGCCCUCAUGAAAUUUAGAUGUGAAGGCUAGAACUGGGUUGCCCUCACUCUUCUGUAACAGGUGUGGCGAACCUUUAGCCCUCCAAGUGGUGAAUUACAACUCCCAUAUUUGCUGGAGCUGAUGUGAGUUAUAGUUCAGCAAAAUCUGGAGGGCCGGUGGUCCUAUAAUGUGUGUGUGGGUUGAUGUGGAAGAGAUGAAAGUAGCAGGAACAGGUGGUAGCCUAGCCUUUCCUCAAUAAUAAUAAUAAUAAUAAUAAUAAUAAUUUAUUACUUAUACCCCGCCCAUCUGGCUAAGUUUCCCCAGCCACUCUGGGUGGCUUCCAAUCAAAUGUUAAAAACAGUACAGCAUUAAAUAUUAAAAACUUCCCUAAACAGGGCUGCCUUCAGAUGUCUUCAGAUGUCCUCCAUUAAAUUACUUCUCUCCAGAUGGUUUGCUCUGAGUGUUCUCAGUCAGAGUUAACAUCUGCUGGGUGCUAAACAGCUGGGGAGAAGUCCUUUCAAUGAGGAAAGUAGGAAGUUCAGUUCCCCUCCCCAAUGAGUCCACAGUGCACUAUUAAUAUCCCUCUCACUUCCCCACUUUGUAAGGAAACAGCAGGUGUGCCAUCAUAUGUAGUUACAGCCUUAGACCACUGGUCAGCAACUAGUUUUACUAGAGGCUGCUUUGAUAAGGCACUGUGGAGUGGUAAGCCGGGGAACAUCACCUGGCAACGUAACAUGCCUUGUACUGAGGUAGAGCAUCUCUCAGUAUUGUCUUACACUGACCGACAGCAACUGUCCAGGAUUUCAGACAGGAGUCUUUUCUCAUCCUUACCUGAGUAUGCAGGAGAUCAAGCCUGGUAAGGGCAGCGGCAGAUGCUCUUACCACUGAACUAUGGCCCUUCCCUCAGCAGGGACCAGCAGUUACUCCUGUUGCUGCUCUCCACACCCUUCAGAAGCUGGCAGCGGCUUGGGGCUUGGUAGCAAGCCCAAGAAGCCAUGGCGCAGAGGUUGAUGGCUGGGCUAAAAGGAAACUUCUGCUCACUCAGAAGCUUUAUGGUCCUAUUGAGGUUUGAAGGGUAACCACUUUGUUGCUCUUGAUGCAAAACUGGCAGUGUGGGAAGCAAUAACAGAGCAGCCUUUUGGAGCUCUGCAAGGGUGCCUGGUGGCUUAGGAUCACUCCUAAGCCACCAGGCACCCUUGCAGAGCUCCAAAAGAUACCCCAGAUAAGUUCGUCAGAUACCUACCCCAUAGACAAGCCCUAAUUGGGAGGUAAACUAUGUAGAUGUACAGAGCAAUUCAAUUCCCUUUGCGAUGGGCUGUAUGGGGUUUGAACUGAGUGGGGGCAGAGCUGCUGAACUGCCUUCUCCCCUCCACCUGUUGAAUGUGAGUUCUGAGGAUGUGGGAAGGUGGGGCAGGGCUGAGCCAUCCUGGGGUCUUCUGGAUCCUGAGCUGGUCUUGCUGUCAUCUGAUGGAGGGCAUGGGGUUUGAUCCAGACCUGAUCGUCCUGCUCUCACCACCACCACCCUCUUAUGUGGCUGCCAUGAUGGCUGCACUUCUCCACGAAACCCCGCUGGUGGUGAGUGGGAUUAGUCAUGCCACCUUAACCAGGCAUAAAACUUUGGCUGCAGGUGUGCCUAAAAUAAUAUAAUGCAAAUUCAUGUGUGUUCACCGAUUGAGAGCUGAAGCCUCCAACAACAUACAGCAGAUUGGCUCAGUUCAUGUCUUUCAUACUUUUUAAAAAUAAAGCUUUAAAACAUAGGUGUUAAUUGGAUUUUGUUCUAUAUUCAUUUUACUACUGUUGCCCAAUCUUACUGUAUCUCAAAUUGGUCUGACCUUAUAUCUUUUGGGAAACAUGAAUCUUAACAGUAUCGGAAGCCCUACUAGAAUGUAUCUUAAAUGUAUCGGAAGAAAGUGGGUUUCCUCUAGUGCUGGGCAAAGCAAUUGGAAUGCAAUCUGAUAUUGCCCAGUUUUACAGCAUUGCCAUGUUUUAAUGCAGGAUCGAUAUAUGGGGCAGGGUUCACCUAACGAGCCCUGUCAGUGAAAGCCCUGUGCAUGCACUUCUGGCUGUGCAUUGGUGCGCAACCCCUGAAAUUGGCUUUUGCAGGUGGCGGUGGUAAGGAGAAUCCCCCAGAACAGCACACGUUGUGCCUAAUACCACAGGAAAUUAUAUAUGGGCCUUUCCAAUGUCCAAGAGGCUGCUUUCUUUUUCUGCUGGUUUCAGAGUUUAUUUGAACAGUGCAAUCAUGUGCACAUGUUCCUGGGCUUAGGCAGCAUUGGACCCAAUGAGAUUAAUUUCUGAGUUAACAUGUAUAGGAUGGGACUAUAAGGCUCCUGUCUAAAAUGCACUUAACGGGCCAUAAAUCGAACUGAACUGUGUACAGUUUACUUGUGAGCAGACAUACUGUUGUUGAAACUAUUCUAUAUUGCCCCAUUCUUGGACAGGCAGGCUUUUCAGGUCAUUGGCAAUUUAAACUCAGAUUCAGGAGUUUUAUGAGACCACAACGUCCUUCCACAGCUGCAUGUGUAUCUGAGCAAACUACGUGAAACUGUUAUGAAAGUUUGAUGUAUCGCAAGUCAUGUGAGGAUAGAAGUCAUUUUUCCAGGGCUGAGUCACACUUAAAUGCUUUUUAUGAGUAUGUUGGGCUUGUCAGUACUAACCACUGUGCAGAAGGGAGACACAUUCACUGGUAUUUAUUCCAUUUCAUUCCAGAGUGUAAUUGUUUAUGGGCUCUUGUAUGAUACUGCAAACCUGGACCCAUGAUAGCUAUGCAUAGUGUUGUAUCCAAGAUUACCAUCCGGUAUAGCGAGGACAUUGUUGUGGAGGUCAAUGUGAGUCCUUGCCCAGCACAACCUUGUGUUCUCCACAAAGGAGAGGCUUACAGUGUCAAUGUCACGUUUUCUAGCAGUAAGUAUAGCCUGUUGAUCUCUAGCUUCCUUGAGGCAGUGAUAACUAUGGCAGGGGUGGGGUAUCUCUGGCCUGCAGGCCAAAUUUGGCUUGAGUCCCAAUUUGGUCCGCAAGGCUGUUCUCUCCACAUUUUCUUCCCCAUACCUUAGAUCAUAUGCUAUGUCAGCUGUGGAGCAGGUAGAGGCACAAUUGGAUCAGUAACUUGUUUGCGCAGCUGAUCCCUGCAGAAAGAGGGCUGAAGGCCCAAUGGGCAAUGACUUGAGACCUGCAGGAUUGGCAGUGUUGAUCCCUGACACUUCCCAAUUGCUGAACAUGGGGUUGGUAAAUGCCAAGCUGGGUCAGGUGCUUGUGAAGCAAUGCGCAAGGGGCUUUGAUGGAUGGUUGGAACAGCCCACAUGCCAAUCAUCUGAUAUCACAUUGUUGACAGCUGGGUUGCCCUGCCUGCUGUCAGAGUUGGCCCACAAGGUUAGGAUCUGAUAACGAUCUGGUGUGCCGAGUCAAAAAGGUUCCCCAGUCCUGAUCUAUGGGACUGAAACCUUUUAAGAGUAUUGUGUUCAGCAUUCAAAAUGAGGAUGCUUCUGCUGUUUGGAGUGUCUCACAUGGAAAACGUUUCAGUGCAGGAAAAACUACACGUAUAUCUUGGUAUGUGAUAAUUGCAGUGAAAUCCUGCUUGCUGCCUGUAUACAUUUGGAAAGUUGUAAUUGGCUAUGGAUUUUCAGCACAUGUACAUGCUGCAAAAGAGAAAUAUAUAUAGAUAAUUGCAUGCACUUAGUCUUCAUGUCUUUGUUUCCAUUAAUGGAUGUGUUUUUGUAUAAUCUCAGAGGUGGGAACUGAAGACUCUUAGCUGGUGAGGGUAGCCUCUUGUCCCCCUCUCCCCACUUGCCAUGCAGCAAUCAGGGGAAUGUCACAGGGCAGUUGAAGAACAUCUGUAACGCACUGUAGUUUUGACAUGAAAUAGUGAGAGCACUUCUAUUUGUUGUAUGCGGUCCUGGGAGCCCCCAUUCCUAGCUCCAGUAUAAAGCUCUCUACUUGGUUCUUGUUUUCUCAAUCCAUUUCUUCACGUGCAGAGACUGUGAGCAACGGCAGCCAAGCUAAAGUAUAUGGAGAAAUGCUUCACAUGGACGUCCCCUUCCCACUUGAUCAGCCUGAUGGGUGCAAGAGUGGAAUCAUUUGCCCCAUCCAGAAGGACCACUCCUACAACUACCUGAACAAACUACCAGUGAAGAGCGAGUAUCCAUCUGUGAGUGUCUUACCAGGCUCAUCCCUUUAACAUGUUAAUGAUAUAAAGUGCUCACAGGAGGUGAUGGAACAACUCAGAUCAUCACCGUCUGGCUGCUCCUUGCCAAAUCAGAGAGAUAGCAAGAUAGCAAGGGGCCAAGGAGCACGUUCACACAAGGCAAUAAACCCAAGUUUGGAUAAUACCACUCCAGACUGCAGGGGUUAGGUUUGCCAUGAUGGAAAGUUCCCCCAUGGUUGGGGGAGGGAACUCUCUUCAUCCAUACAGAAAAUUAGCACAUCAGGGCAAUGGCUCUACUAGACCCUUUCCCUUACUAUCUAGCUUUCUGUGUGCAGGGAAAUGCUUUUGUAUGAAGAAAUGUUCAGUCACAUGUCUGGGCCCUACCUGCAGCAAUCUCUUUAUUAAUAGGCAUAGUGUCCUGGUUGUGUGUUGAGGGUCAUAUGGAAGAAAAUGUACAGUAUGUAUUCUAUAGCAGUAAAAUUUAUUCUCUGGGGUUCCCAGAUUCCAGCAUAGACGAGGAAAGGGUUUGAACCCAUCUUAAUCCGAGACUAGUCAGAGUGCAUCAUUUUUAAUAUCAUGCCUCCUAAAAUAAAUCUGAAUACCAACCCCUUCUCACUUCUUUUCUCUGUUUCCCCCCCACAGCUAAAACUUAUUGUCAAGUGGGAGCUGGUUGAUGAUGAUGGACAGCUGUUGUUCUGUUGGAAGAUUCCAGUCCAGAUCUCUAGCUAA